Molecule: messenger RNA, 723 nt
Organism: Nestor notabilis (Kea)
Lineage: Eukaryota; Metazoa; Chordata; Aves; Psittaciformes; Psittacidae
Product: disintegrin and metalloproteinase domain-containing protein 2-like
Exons: 6
Biological process (GO): cell adhesion; proteolysis; binding of sperm to zona pellucida
Cellular component (GO): plasma membrane
Molecular function (GO): metalloendopeptidase activity
Source: RefSeq, a predicted model, not a curated record
GGACUGUGGCGCUACCCAGGUCUCUGGGAAGAGGGCACUGAGCCAUUGAUGUGGCUUUACUGCUUCCAGCGGGACUGCUUCUAUGAAGGAGACGUCAAGGGUUUCCCCAUUUCACUCGUGGCACUCAGCACCUGCGCCGGCCUGAGAGGGAUCCUGCAGCUCUCAAAUACGAGCUACGGGAUCAAGCCUCUGGAAGCCGCAGCCAGGAAUCAGCACCUCGUGUACCCAGUGUGGAACGAAAACACGGAGGCUCAGCUGUUAGCAGAGAAGACUUCCCUUGGCUGGCCCGAGGAGGUGCUACCGGAGCCAGAGGAUGCAGCCGCAAUUUCCCUAAAGGACAAGCAAGUUGCCAGCAGACCCUCUCGGUACCUGGAAAUGCACGUUAUCCUGGACAAGGCUCUGUAUGACUACAUGGGAGCAGACAAGGAUGUCGUGGUGGCCAAGAUAGUGCAGCUUUUCAGCUACGUGAACAGUAUGUUUGCUCGCCUCAAUCUCACCAUAGUCCUGUCUUCCCUGGAGCUCUGGAUUGAAAAGAACAAAAUCCCAACCACAGGAGAUGCUGAGGAGCUGCUGCAGAGGUUCCUGCAGUGGAAAAAUGAGCAUCACGCGUCGUGGCUGCAGGACAUGAUGUUCCUAUUUGUUUACAGGGAGCAGUCCCGUUACGUGGGUGCAUCUUCUGCAAGGAAGCUGUGUCUCAAAACCCACGCUGGCGGCGUUGCCUUG